Saxophila tyrrhenica is the source of this 1068-nucleotide messenger RNA. RefSeq lists its product as uncharacterized. NCBI's taxonomy places the organism in Eukaryota, Fungi, Ascomycota, Dothideomycetes, Mycosphaerellales, Extremaceae. Gene Ontology annotation, biological process: fatty acid metabolic process. Bases 1 to 1068 code for a protein of 355 amino acids. The record is from RefSeq and is a predicted model, not a curated record. The transcript has a single exon. Gene Ontology annotation, molecular function: fatty-acyl-CoA binding.
AUGGCCGACUCCAUCGACCGCGUCUUCGGCCACGCCCUCAACACCGUCAACAAAAUCCGGCCUGGCUCUGAAAAACCACCCUCCGAAGACCGCCUCGCGCUCUAUGGCUUGUACAAACAAUCAAUGGAAGGCGACGUCGCCGCCAUCGCCGACCGGCCCGCGCCAAACUCCAACGACGCAUCAGCGGAAAGCGUGCGCAAGGAGCAGGAGAAAUGGGAUGCGUGGAAAGCGAACGAGGGCCUGACGAGGACGGAAGCGAAACGGCAGUACAUUGAGAAGUUGAUUGAGACGAUGCAUAAAUACGCCUCGACGACGGCGGAAGCGAGGGAAUUGGUGGAGGAGUUGGAGUUUGUAUGGGAUCAGGUGAAGAACAACAGUCAGCAGCCGAGUAGUGGAUCGGAGCACAGUUCUCCGUUGAGACCGGUUGAAAGGAGUGGAUAUAUUCAGAACGGCAGCUCGUCUGGCCCUGGGAUGGGGAGCUCGGCGGCCGGGAUGGAGGGGAUGGGAAAUGCGGCGGAGGGAGAACGACUGAUGCGAGUGUUGAGUCCGGUCUCGCAGGCGGAGGCGGAGGAGAUGCUCGAGGAUGAAGGGGACGAGUUUGUUGAUGCGCCGGUCUCGCAGGUGGGGGAGGGCGACAUGCAGGAUCUGUCCGAGGGAGCUGGGAGUGAGGGCAGAGCAGACGCUGGCGUCCAAGCUGUACCUGCGCUGAGAGCACCACAAUCGAGUCGAAUCGAUGUUCGGUGGCGGAGAAGAAUAGAGAAUAACCUGAUGAAGCUUACAACAGAAGUGGCGGCUUUGCGGGAACAAUUAGAGUCAUCACGAUAUCUGAGAAACAAGAGCAGGAAGACUCUGUUCAGGUGGAUUCUUCGACUCAGCUGGUGGGCGGUCCAGCUGAUCGUCACGGACGCUGUAGUGCUCUGGAUCGUGAUCCUCUACAUGCGGCGAAAGGACGACAGGAGGCUUGAGGGUGCUGUGCGGGUGCUACUGGGCGAUGCAGUGGCGCAGGUACAAAAGGUCGGCAGAGAAGUGAAGAUGCCAGCGUUACCUAAGAUUGGCAAGAAAAGUUGA